Molecule: messenger RNA, 3181 nt
Organism: Daucus carota subsp. sativus
Lineage: Eukaryota; Viridiplantae; Streptophyta; Magnoliopsida; Apiales; Apiaceae
Product: cation/H(+) antiporter 3
Exons: 4
Coding region: 686-3031 (781 amino acids)
Biological process (GO): regulation of pH; proton transmembrane transport
Cellular component (GO): membrane; endomembrane system
Molecular function (GO): antiporter activity
Source: RefSeq, a predicted model, not a curated record
AAUAUUAUCUUUCAAAAAAUAUUUAUAAAAAUAUGAAGAUUGUAUUUGUAAUCAAUAUAAGAUCCAGGAAAAGACCAUUCUCUAACACCUUAAGAUUUUCGGAGAAUUGAUCACUUAACAUGGUAGCCAUUCUCUAACACUAUCUGCAAUUACCAGCAACCAUGUAAGCAACAACAAAUGUCACUUUGAAAAAAUCAGUUGAAAAUUACAUUUAUUUGCAUAAUAAGUUGCCAGUGAUUGCAAAUUGUGAAAAUGAGUGCCUCGGAAACAAUUACAAAAUAUAAAAAACAAUCACAAAAUCACAACUAGAUGACUGAGGUUGUGGGGCUUGAUUGAAGGUUACAACGGUUGAUUGGGUGGAACAGGGGUGAUGUGUUAGUUUUGUGUGGCGAUGCCGCAUACGAAGGGAUAAGUUUAGUUGAUGGGUGGACUGUACAAUGGUGAGCGGAGUUCGAUUUGGAUGAUUGAAAAUGAGACUAUAUGACAUGUGGCAGCUUUCAGCGUCGAGGUGUUGUGUUACGGAGACGCAGACAGUGGCGAAGAAAUAGCAGAGGGGGGUUAUUCAUCUGAGAUAUAGGUGUUGCGGAGGUUUGGGCUGUCGAUAGAGUUAUAAUCGGAAUCACAGUCGAGGAGGUUGCGUGGGAAGAAGCCAGGAGCAGAAGAGUUGGUAUGGUUUGAGAAGCUGAUGGGGAGGAUGAAUGGUUGGGAAAGAGGUGUAAACGUUGGCGAAGAAGAUGAAUGUGGGCUUUUUAUCAAAGUGAAUUCCCCAGGAUGGUUUACAUUGAGACACUCAAGUGAUUAUGUUCUCAGUUAUGCAUUGCCGCGCCUGCUGCUACAAUUAUCCUUGAUCUUCAUCCUCACUCAUUCCCUUCAUGUACUUCUCAGGCGCUUUCAUCUGCCGCGGAUUGUUUCUAAAAUAUUGGCUGGAGUUAUACUAGGAAAAACAGUUUUUGGUCAUUUGUCCGGAGAUAUGCAAAAAAGACUUUUUCCAGAGGAUGAUGCUCUCCUGUACUCAUUGUCGAGAUUUGGAUUUAUUUUUUACAUGUUCAUGGUUGGAGUGAAGAUGGAUUUCAACAUGAUAUGGAAAGUUGGAAGAAAGGCGGUAACCAUAGGCUUGGGUGCCUCGUUGGCCCCCAUGAUCACUGCGGCCAUACUGUGGGCAAAUUUAGCUCAGUAUUUUCCCCUAUAUCAAAGAUCAGCGAUUUUAACUGUUAUCAGAAUCAAAAUCAUCACUCCAUUUCCUGUUGUUGUUGCUCUCUUAGUUGAUCUAAAGAUCAUGAAUACAGAGAUUGGCCGCCUUUCUUUGGCAGCAGCUCUAGUAGCUGAUUUGAUUGCUGAAGGAGGUCUGGUAGGACUAAAUGCUUACAGAAUCUUGGAAGAGUCAUUGAGUCUAUCUAUGGCCUGGCUGGGAUUCAUUCAGUCUUUUGUCAUAAUUACGUGUGUUUUGGUGGGAACACGGCCAUGGUUCUCAAGAAUCAUCUUAAGGACACCAGAAGGAAAGCCAGUGAGGCAAGGGUACCUUGCAUUCAUUUAUCUGGCAGUUCUUUUUACAGCCUUCCUAUGCACCAAUUUGGGGCUCCCAGAUUUCUAUAUCCCUUUUCUGCUUGGUUUGGCCAUCCCCAUCGGUCCUCCUCUGGGUUCGACACUUGCAAUCAAGUUGGACACAUUUGUAUCAGGCUUGUUGGCUCCAUUGAUGAUAAGCAGUUUCUCACUAUGGAUUGAUUUAACAGACUUUUCUGAUAUCGACUUUUUGAAAACUAUAUGUAUGAUCACCUUGGCAGGCAUUACUAUUAAAAUUGUCUUUGUUUUAGGACCAGCAUUACUAAACAAUCUGCCUGUAAGAGAUGCUAUUACUAUCAGCAUAAUCAUGAGUGCCCAAGGAAUAGCUCAAGCUGCAUUCUACGAUAUGAACUACAGGAACCAGAAUAUAGACAGUGAAACCUUUUCCUUGGUAAUGAUGUUGAUGGCCUUACUAGCAGCCGCUGCACAUCUCUCUGUGAAAUGCCUUUAUGAUUACUCAAAAAUAUAUAGAGGCUAUGAAAAAAGAAGCAUUUUAAGCACUCUGAACAAUUCCCAGCUCAAAGUAUUGGUCUGCUCCCAGAGAUCUGAUGAUGCCAUGGCAGCUAUGAAGCUUUUAGAAGCUUCAAGUUCCAGAGAAGCUCCCACACAGGCCUAUGCGCUUAACCUGGUGGAACUUGUUGGCCAGGCCACGCCACUCAUAAUCAAUCACGGAGUGGGUCAAAAGUUUUACUCUGGACACACUCCUUCGCGACAAAUAAUUAAUCUCUGGAAAAAUUUUGAACAACAGUAUUCUGGAUUGGUUUCCGUCCAGGCCUUCACUUCAGUGUCACUUCCAAGAUUCAUGCAUUUCGACGUUUGUUCUGUCGCCUUUGACAAUUCAGCAUCACUAAUCAUACUCCCCUUUCAUCGGAAAUGGAAUCAGCAUGGCAAGAUUAUACUGGAAAACACUCUGCAGAGGACAGUAAACCGGGAGGUACUGGGAACAGCUCCUUGUUCUGUAGGUAUUCUAGUGGAUCGUCGUAAAAUACGCACUGAACCUUCUACUGACCAACACAGACAAUCAAGAUAUCAUGUUGCAGUCAUAUUUUUGGGAGAAAAUGACGAUAGGGAGGCUUUGGCCUAUGCCAUGCGUAUGGCAAAGUCGACGAGAAUUCAGUUGAGUGUCAUUAGGCUUGUUCCCUCUGAAGUGAGUGAAGAGAACUGGGACGCGGUUCUUGAUAGAGAAAUGUUAAGGGAGACAAAGAUAUUGAGCAGGCAACAGAGCAAUAUUGUUUAUAGAGAAGAGACUACUAGUGAUGGCGGAGAGACUGCUCUGAUAGUGAAUUCAAUGGUGGAUUCCUUUGAUUUGAUAAUGGUUGGGAGACACCAUAGAGAGCAUUCACCGCUCUUAGCGGGUCUGUCGCAAUGGAAUGAUAUACCAGAGCUGGGGGCAGUAGGUGACAUUUUGGCAUCUGCGGAAAUUAACAGACCAGCUUCAGUCUUGGUGGUGCAGCAACAAAUUGUCAAGUGAAUUAUUGGAAGUGAUUAAACUCAAACCAAUCGUUCUAUGAGCUGCAAGUUGUCAAAAAUCAAAGAUUAAUCUUAUAGAUUUUGAUUAAAUACUCAUUUGUACUUGCACUACAUGCCUUGACAAUAUGCUGGAGCAUAACUUAGAAGUUUA